Messenger RNA from Gopherus evgoodei (Goodes thornscrub tortoise), 3329 nucleotides. RefSeq names its product fibroblast growth factor 10 (gene FGF10). The coding region runs from base 574 to 1209 and encodes 211 amino acids. NCBI's taxonomy places the organism in Eukaryota, Metazoa, Chordata, Testudines, Testudinidae. Gene Ontology annotation, cellular component: cytoplasm. Gene Ontology annotation, biological process: cell differentiation; limb development; wound healing. The record is from RefSeq and is a predicted model, not a curated record. The transcript has 4 exons. Gene Ontology annotation, molecular function: type 2 fibroblast growth factor receptor binding; growth factor activity; chemoattractant activity.
CAGACGGGGGAGAGAAGUUGGGAUUUUUUUCUCUCUCUCUUUGUUUUUUUGUUGUUUGUUUUUUUUUUUUUGGUACUUUCUGGAGGAUUCAAAGCAAAACAAAGAAACUGCCUCCUCCUGGGCUGUCAGUGAAAAGGGACGAGUUGUACAACUGGCUUGCGCUUUGCCAAGGAAAGGGGUGGGGAAAUCAGAAGAAGACCUUUCUGCAUCUAAGAUGGUAAAGAAAGGAGGGAGGAAGAGAACGAAAUAACCACGGGGAAGCCUCAGACCAGGUUGGGGAGGGGGGGUGAGAGUAAAAGGAAAGAGGAUUAACCACCACCACCACCACCACACAAAAACCCCACCAACUUUCUUCUGUGAGGGAGGACUCGAAGGAUUAAAAAGGCAGCAACUUCUGAGGCGAUUUGUCCCGAGUUAUGGAUGUUGGUGCCCUCGCUUCAGGCCAGAUCAGAGCUCAGAGGGCUCUAACCAGAAGCCGCAGCCACCAGCUCUCCAUUUGCCUUUUACCAGGUUUUACCCUUCCAGUAUGUUUCUUCUGAUGAGACAUUUUCCAGCGCCCAGUGUUUCAGUACAAUGUGCAAAUGGAUACUGACAAAUGGUGCCUCAGCCUUUUCCCACCUGCCUUGCUGCGGGUGCUGCUGCCUCUUCCUGCUGCUCUUCUUGGUGUCUUCUGGGUCUGUCAUCUGCCAGGACAUGCGGUCCCCGGUGGCCACCAACGCGUCUUCUUCAUCCUCCUCCUCCUCUGCAUCCUUCUCCUCUCCUGCCGGUGCCGGGAGGCACGUGCGGAGCUACAAUCACCUCCAGGGAGAUGUGCGCUGGAGGAAGCUCUACUCUUACAACAAGUACUUUCUCAAGAUUGAGAAGAACGGCAAGGUCAGCGGGACCAAGAAGGAGAACUGCCCGUACAGUAUAUUGGAGAUAACAUCUGUGGAAAUUGGAGUUGUGGCUGUUAAAUCGAUUAACAGCAACUAUUAUUUAGCCAUGAACAAGAAAGGAAAAGUCUAUGGCUCUAAAGAGUUUAACAGCGAUUGUAAACUGAAGGAAAGAAUAGAAGAAAAUGGAUACAACACAUACGCAUCCUUAAAUUGGAAGCACAAUGGAAGACAAAUGUUUGUGGCCUUGAAUGGAAGAGGAGCUACAAAGAGAGGACAGAAAACAAGGAGGAAAAACACCUCAGCUCACUUCCUUCCAAUGGUAGUAAUGUCAUAGAUGAAGGAACUGUUUUAUUGAUGCAGUUGAACCAAAGGCUCUUUUGUCAAGUAUACUUGGUAAUCCUCUUGAAGAGUAAAGGCAAAGAAACAGUGCAGACGUCUGCUUGUUUGAAAAAGGGGGGGAAGCCUUUGAAGGUUUUGUGCUCAUUGCUGGCACAUGAAGGACUUUUAAUUAGUUCUGUGUCAUAUCUUAUAAUCAAGAUACAAGCUGGAUCAAAUGGGAUGGGAACUAUUCCCAGUGUGAAUAAUGUUUUUUUAUCUCUGUGAUAGAACUUGCAGGACGUGAGACAAUCUGUUGAAUGAUCUUUGGGAAAAGUUAUUUAUGGAAUACUAACUCAUAUCAAAGACCUUCAUUGCUCAUUCAAGCCUAAUGAUCCAAUGAACAGUUAAACACGCAAGCAUUUACUGGAAGCACUUGGGUCAUAUGCACAAAUAAAGAAGUUUCUGGAGUGGCCUCAUGGAAGAAUGGAUAGGAUUAAGAAAUAAGCAUAUUAGAGUUAAACUAUUCUAACAAAAUAAAUAGUAUUGUUUGCCCAUGUAUUCUAACUUCAUUCCUUUUUAUUUUUCUCUAAGUUAUUUAUUUAAUAGGAUGUUAAAUAUCUUUUUUUGGUUUUAAAUGAUUUCCUCGGUUGCUUCCUUAUUUUUCCCCCUUUUUUCAGCUUUUCUCGUAGGGUUUGAUAUAGUAAACUUUCAAAACCUUACUGACUGCCUGAGAAUAGGAAACUGACAAGUCUUUAAGGUAAAGUCAGCAUUGCAGUGAAUAUGUCCAAUCUGUUUUCUUCUAAACUGUUUUGCACUUAAGCAAAAGGACCUGAAGCAGUGCUCAGAUUUAUCACACACAUUGGAUGUGUUUAUGUUUGUGAAUCCUACCUGCCAUCACUCAAAAACAAACUUCAAGGAAUACAUUGUCAGGAGGGUUUUGUUGCUUGUAUGAAAUGGAUGGAGAGGGCCAAAUCUGUACUCAGGUGCACUCGUGUUUGGCAUGUGUAUGUAAUUCAGAUCCCAUUGAUUUGUAUUUGGGAUUAAUGUAAAGUCUUACUUAGGGGUCUGAUCCAAAAUUCACUGCAGUUAAUGGGAAUCUUUUCAUUGCCUUUAGUGAUCUUUGGAAACAUCCCUAAAUGCAGCUUAAGUCCAUUGAUUUUAAUGAGAUUGCAAUGUUGCAUGCAUUUAAAUACAAGCAGAAUUAUCCUGUGGAAUUGGAAGCACCUGACAGCAGCAUUUGGCUCCCGAAAAGUGAGUCCAAAAAGAGCACAGUCCUGCAGUCUUUAUUCAGUUAACCUGCAUAACUCAAACAAAUUGUCCUCAUUAACAGCUUGAAGAGUCGCAGACAUAUAUUGAGAGUAUUUCCUGAAUAAACAUCAUAGGAUAUUCAUGAUCAUGCAUUUAUCAGAGACUACUUUCACAUGCAUAUAACAUUAUGAGAGCCAGCUUAAAAACAGCAUCCGUGUCUCAAGUUAGAAUAUCUUUCAUAUCCAUCACAAUAAAUGAAUGCUCAAAAAACACAUCAGGCACUUUUUAUGUAAUGUUACUAUUCCCGUGGCUUAAUUAGAGCAAAUGAGUUUAAGCCUAUUAUGAAGUCUGGUCAUUCUAAAAGAAUAUAAGGUUUGUUUUUUGCUUUACUUAUUUCUGUAAAUGUAGAGAGCUAUGGAUAGCUCAUCAAUAUAACCGUACUGAGAUUCAUUUUGUUAGAGCAGAUGAAUAGAAAACAGUACAUCAGCCAACAUGUACUACUGUCUUCACAUUGUAUUCCACUAAAUAAAUGCAUAAACUUCUCUGCAGUGUCUGUAGUGAGAAAAAAAAAGUAGUAUAAUAUUUUUUCUGAAUACUUUAAGUGAUAACUAUGAGACUAUAUUGAUGUGCAGUUCUAUCUUCAGUAUUGUUGGGAAAAAGUUGGUUUUAUUUUUAUUGUUUGGAAACUGUAUUUUGAUACAAAGGAGUCUUGAUAAAUGUGUCUUUUUUUAAAAAAAAAACACUAAAGUUUUACCUGUAAAAAGGCUGGUGUUCUUGUGAUCGUCUAUAACUUAUUUGAGUCAAUGCUUAACCAGCACUUCCAAAGUUAAUUAUUUAAGUAUUAGCUGUGUAUUAAAAAAAAAAAAAGCAGUAGCAGCAGCUUUCCCA